UAUAAAAUUGCAAUACUGCAUAAAAAUGCAUUUCGGACAAAUUCUUUUUUAGAUGUCGAAUAGUACCUUCAGUUAAAUUAUUGCGUUGAUCGGAACACAAUCGAAAACAGCUGUUUCUUUUUAUGUAUCUGGCAACAUUUUUGAACUUAACCUUGACAUUUGAAGUAAACAAAAUUGACAUUGACAUGAAAAGAAUAUAUUGUCAAGUCAAUGUUUCACGAAUUUAUCAGUUAAAAAUAAAGAAAUAUGGAAAGCCUUUGCUUAGUAUGUUUAAGUAAUGAUCGAAAAUUAUUUCGCAUGUCGACACAAUUGGCAGGAAUUAUGGAUAUGAUACUACCAGAAAUUAAAAUAUCGAAGUUAUGUUGGGAAUGCUUGGCGAGUUUAAAACAUUUAUUAAAGUUAAGAAAAAGGGCCUUGCACUCUAAAGAUAUAUUGGAUAAACAUUUUAAGGUAAAUAAAACACCAUUAUCUGUCCAAAGCAGUUCAAAUUUGGGCUCCUGUUAUAUAUUUACAUUUUCACUUGGGGAUAAUCAAAUAAUUGAAGAAACAAAUGUUGCUAAAAAAGAACUAAAGUUACCUGGCAACCCUGAUCUACAGAUUAACAAAGAAUUAGGCAAAAGUGAUUUAGGGUUGUCCAAAAAUGUAUCAGAUAGAGAAUUGAAAGACAAAAUUAGUGUUGAUACUUUAAAGAAUUCAGUUAAGAGUACAAAAAAGAAAGUAAGAAGUAAAAAGAAGAGAGUACCAAACAAACAAUACAAUUGCAGAGAAUGUAAGGAAAAAUUUGAAAGCAGAGGUAAAUAUGAAUACCAUAGACAGAAGCAUCGCGGCAAAGUGACAUGUUCAGUGUGCAAUAGAGACUUCUCCUGUCGCAGUUCUCUGUCUACCCACCAAACAACAGUACAUAAUACAACUCCUAAAGAAAACAUUUUCAGACACUACUGUCAGCCGUGUGAGAAAUUCUUCAAAACAAGUAGUAGUUACAGCAAACAUUUGCGUAUUUCAGCACGACAUAUAGAUCCACAAUUACUACGUUAUUGCUGUCCUACUUGUGGUAAAGGAUUUCUAACGUGUAAAGAAAGAGAUAGACAUAAUGAGACAGUACAUCUUCAAAAGAACAGGCUGAAAUGUACGCGAUGUCCGCGACAGUACUGCAGUGUCCGAGCUUUGCGGUGUCAUAUGAGACGCCAUGUUGGUGGUAUCACCAAACGGGACUAUGUAUGCGAAAUAUGUGGCAUUGGCUUCAAGUCCGGACAAGUUUUGAAAGGACAUCAAAGAGUGCAUGAAAAGGAGAAAUCUCAAGAAAAAUAACAUUAUUGUAGAAACAAAUUUAACAUUAAAUA
Papilio polytes (common Mormon) is the source of this 1340-nucleotide messenger RNA. Its product is annotated as zinc finger protein 93-like. Gene Ontology annotation, biological process: regulation of transcription by RNA polymerase II. Bases 247 to 1308 code for a protein of 353 amino acids. Gene Ontology annotation, molecular function: DNA-binding transcription factor activity, RNA polymerase II-specific; RNA polymerase II transcription regulatory region sequence-specific DNA binding. The transcript is spliced from 7 exons. Gene Ontology annotation, cellular component: nucleus. The record is from RefSeq and is a predicted model, not a curated record. Lineage: Eukaryota; Metazoa; Arthropoda; Insecta; Lepidoptera; Papilionidae.